Messenger RNA from Toxotes jaculatrix (banded archerfish), 2919 nucleotides. RefSeq names its product synaptonemal complex protein 2-like. NCBI's taxonomy places the organism in Eukaryota, Metazoa, Chordata, Actinopteri, Toxotidae. The record is from RefSeq and is a predicted model, not a curated record. Bases 446 to 2665 code for a protein of 739 amino acids. The transcript is spliced from 23 exons.
CCCUCCGCCGCUGAUCAUUUGAUUGGCGGCAGCUGUGAGAGACGCAGCGGCGCAGGAGACGCGAUGGUAAGGAACCCGGAUUAUCGCCGUGCGGUCAGUCAGACUCCGUGUGUUCGGAGCAGAAGCAGCGUUUACAGGUUCGGGUUCAAACUCCGUGAGUGACUUUCACCUGAUUCAGGUUCACGUCAGUUACAGAGUUUUAGGUAGAAAACUGUGUUAAACGGAAGUUUCCUGUCGGACUGUGCAGCUGCAGCGCCCCCUGCUGUCUGUCUGCGGGAAGCGCCGCAACUCGUUGGAAUGAUUUUAUUCACAAUUUAAAUUAUUUUCUCUGCAGGUUUCCUCAUUUCUGUUUCUACAAACACCUGUGUGUGUGUCUGUAUGUGUGUGUCUGUGUGUGUGUGUCUGUGUGUGUCUGCGUGUGUGUGUGUGUCAGUUUCAGGUCCAGAUGGAGGACUGUCUGCUCCGUGGAGACUCUUCUCAUCUGGUUUCUGUUCUUCACUAUGAAGGACUGACCAGCACCACUCUCACCAGACUGGACCAGCUGGUUACCAAGGUAACAGAAUGGGGCAGUCACCAUGGAAACCGCUGUGGGCCUGUUCGUCUGUCUCUGAAUGAACCCCGUGAGCUGGUCCGUGUGUGUCCUCAGGAUCUGUGUGGAUCUGGGUUCAGCAGAGUCCAGGUCGUGUUGAAGUGUUUGGAGACUGUGUCGGAGGACAGAGGGGACAUGCAGACACUCAUGAGCCACGGACUGACCGCCAAAGUGUUGUUGUGGUUUGAAGCCGUCCGUGACCUGCUGACCUCUGACCUCCACAAAAGCUCUGGCCCCCUGCUGAGCCUGACUGAGGAGUUCUAUGAUUACUUCCUGCUGCUGGGACAGGCGUCUCUCCCAGUCAGUCAGCUGUCUGUGGUUCUUCUUCAGUUGGCUCAGUUGGCUCUGGACCCAAAAAUCCACUUUCCUCUGAGACUGGAGGCCAUCAGAACCUUCAACAGCAUCCUGGAGUCUCUGAGCCGAGAGCAGAGGAGACUGAUCCAGAUCGACCAGAACCAGAACCAGAUACUCUCUCAGGUGGCAGCAGCAGUUCUGACGGUUGGAGACUACGAGCUUCAGGUCAGCCUAUCAGAGGCUCUGUGUCGUCUGACGCCCAGGAAGGACCGUCAGCAGAGAGCCAAUCAGUGGUUCUCCUGCUGUGACAUCAGCAACGCCUUCUGUGACAUCAGAGACGCAGACUUUGAGGUGGACUGCAGGCGUUUCCUGAACUUUGUUAACCGUCGCCAUGGCAACCAGAGGAGGGUCUACACCUUCCCCUGUAUCAGGGCGUUCCUGGACUCCACUCAGGUAAAACGUUUCUCCCUUUACACGCAAACCACACGUCACACGCCAACGUCAUGUUUUCUUCUUCUGCAGCUGUUUCGACCAAAAGACGACAAACUGGACGAGUUCUGGAUCGACUUCAACGUCGGCUCAGGAUGUGUGAGCUUCUUCAUCGACGAGCCUGAGGGCCUCCUGUGGGGGUCCAUCCACCUGCUGAAAGAGGAAGUGACUCACUACAGUUUCCAGGUCAAACACGACGGAUGCACUGCAGCACAGACGGUCCUCACUGUCCAGCUGAAUAAUCCCAUCACGCACCACAACAGCAGAGGUCAGACAGUGGAGCUGAGCUUCAAGUGUGAACUUCAGAUGGAGCUGGAGGAGGCUGCUGGGAGAGUCUUCAUGAAAAUGAAGAGCUCCCCCUGUUGUCAGGACACAGGUGGUACAGUCCAGCCCCCCCCCUCUGCAGACAAACACAGUGGUCGAUCCUACAGCAGGAAGAAACCACAGAGCAAGAGUCAGCUGAGGAUUUUGCCUCUGUCGUCUCCGAGCAGUGAGGACGACUCCUCCGUAACGAAGACUCCAGGAAAAAGCCGAGCGGAGUUUCUGUUUGAUCAGAUCAGACACUCGACUCCGACGUACGACUCAGGUGUUCCUGUCAGGGCGGAGCCAGAGGUCACACAGGGGGACACAGACGAGUCCGGAGGAGGCAGCUCUCGCUUACAACAGGAAGCGUUCAGCAGUGACAGGAAGAGAUCUGCUGCUGACUCAGGCUACCUGUCAGACCAAACUGAGGGCACAACAUCCCAUAAAAGGAAGGUGGAGCCUCAGCCAGAAGGGGCGGAGUGUAACUCCGCCAUGACAGAGAGGUCACCUGAGGGGGUGGGGCCAUCUACAGAUCAGGAGGAGGAGCUAUCCGGUGGAGGGGCGGGGCCACGCGUAAAGACAGAGGAGCCUGUGAAGACACCAGAGACAGAGGUGGAGUCAGACGUGACUUCGGGCAUCGCAGCUGCCUUCAAAACCUUCAAAACACAACUGGAGCAGAGCUUCACUGGCUGCUGGCAGAAGGCUGAACAGGAAGUCCUCCAGUCUCUGAAAGAGUGUCAGCAGCACACCUCAUCGCUGCUCACAGCCGUCCAUCAGCACAGGUUAUUGCUGCUGCAGAGGUUUGAGAACAGCGUCACUGAUCAGCUGAGCCGACUGGAAGAAAACUCAGCGAACCUGAGCUCCGUGAACACGCAGAUCCUGAGUUUCUUCCAGUCUGAGAUCCAGCGCCUGGCCUCGUUCUGUGACGAACACCUGCAGAGGUUGAAAUGUUUGGAGAAUGGAGUGUCGAAGAAUCUGUCCAACCAAUGAAGACGGAGAGAAGAGCUCGUCCAAUCAGGAAGAACCUUAUAGAUGUUUAAAGUUUUCACCUCAGAUUUGUGAUCUGGUUUCAGUCAGACCAAAUCCUGAUCUGUUGGAAAAAAAUGGGAUCACUGUCAGUCACCAGACUUCUUUCAUAUUUUGGUGAUUUUUAUGUUUUCAUGUUUCCACUUGAGUUAAAGGAGCAGAUUCUCCUCUGAGGACAGAAAAAACUUUCUGAACAAAAAAAAAUAAAGAAUGAAUUC